Molecule: messenger RNA, 809 nt
Organism: Triticum aestivum (bread wheat)
Lineage: Eukaryota; Viridiplantae; Streptophyta; Magnoliopsida; Poales; Poaceae
Exons: 2
Coding region: 52-603 (183 amino acids)
Source: RefSeq, a predicted model, not a curated record
UUUACAAGUCAACCACUACCUGCUUUCCUCUGCUCCUGCACGCCCGCGGCCAUGGCGAAUCCGGAGGCCAGCAAGCCGCCGGGACCCGACGAGGCGGCGCCGGAGCGGCGAGCUGACGGGACGGCGCGCAAGGACGGCGCCGGCAACCCCCCUCCCCCGCCGUUCUUGGAGGUGACCUGCAGGAGCUCCGGCGAGGUGCGGCGGUUCGCGGCCGGGACGACCGCCCGGUACGCGCUGCACGCGGUGAACCGCAAGCUGGCCCCCGGCGCCCCGGCGGCGUUGCACGUGGAGGCGGCCAAGGAGGGCGAGGAGCCGGUGUGCUUCGGCCCCACCGCGCCCCUCGCCGACUACGGCCGCGGCUGGCGCCUCCAGACCGUCACCGAGCAGGACGCGCCGGACGCCCAUCACCACGCGCCGCCGCCCGGAGACGGGGGGAAGGGGGCUCGCGAGAGGGAACUGCUGAGGAAGAAGGGCGCCUCCCUGUACCUCGCCAAGAUCGGGCUCGCCUUCGUCUUCCUCUUCCUGCUCGGCGGGCUCUUCACCUACCUGCUCGAGACCAUCCCCGACAUGAUCCUCGCCUCCACUCCUCCUCAGUCCAUUUAGCAGGAUUUUCGAUCCAUUCUGUCAUCUUUGGGAGAGGAAUUGUGUUCUUGUGAACCUUGUAUCAAAAACCACCAGCUGAUCAAACAAUUCCCGUUGCACGUUCGGAACAACAACAACGCCAUGACGAAGGAAUUCGUCUUCUGUACAAUUUUCUUGAGUGAUUCUUAAUCCGCAUUGCAAAGUCCAAUUUGGCGCCCUCAUCUUCA